AGGUAUGAACUUCCUGGAAUUCAUGGAUUAAACUUUGUUCUGAGAAAGUCUCUUGGAGGUGGAGGCAUUGCAUCUCUAAGGAGUGAUCCACAAGGCAAGGCAUUUGGUCAGAUGCUUUUGGAUGUUGUUGUAAAAGAUGUCCCAGACCUGAAGUCUCUGAUUGAGUAAAAACUGACAUUUGAAACCUGUUUAAGGAGCAUCAGCUGAAGUUUACCACUAUGAAGUUUAAAGCUAGUUGGAAAGUCCUGCACUUUUAUGGACUCCUUUCAUCUGAUACAUGAGGCAUGAUUAGAGAUGAAAUUAUGUAAAAGAAGUGCAAUGCUGUAAUGUGUGUUUUUUAACUUUUUACCAAAAAUACUAACUACACAUGUUUUGUCUGAUAAUAAUUAUGCAGAUCUCAUGAAAUUGCUAUCUGAUGACUUUUUAUCAAUUAGCAGAUUAACAUUGUGUCAUAAAUGUGUUAUAAAACUGUGGUACAACAAGACUUCUUUAACCAGUGGCCUUAUAAUGCCUUACAUGUCACCAUGCCUGUUGACAUAACAGUUUACUUUUUCACUUCACACUACCACGGCUUCUUUUUUAUGAGGGUCCAUAUAGAAUCACAGUUUAUCUUUACAGAGAAGUGGGUUUGAUCGACCACACAACAGAUGUAUCAUUUAGUCCUCAUGCGAUUAAACUGCAUUCAUAAACAUAUCAUACUAUGUAUGCUUUUCCUUGUUUUACAGUUAUUUUGCCACAUUAUGCCCCUUCUAGUUACCCUUCAGCAUGGUGCUCUUAACUUCCUUCAGUGAAUGUCGAAGUCUGCCCCUGAACUGGGACACAAAACAUUUCCCGCCAGUUGAUGGACAUUUUGAGAUUUGAGAGAAGUAGCUUAACUAGUCACUGAGUUAUGUCUGGGAAGCAUCAAAAGAGGCCCCCCUGGAUUUUGUCCCCCUGAGAGUUUCUAGGAACAUUCAGUGAUGCUUAGAAUCUGUUCAUAUGAGACAGUCUCAGUGCCAUUGCAUGGGUGAUAUGAUGAGCAUUUCCUAAAGGUUACUGUUGGCUGGAUGUAACUCCUCCCUCUGCCUAAGAAAUUAGGCAUGUAGGUGUAUGCUGUGUCCUGUACUUAAACACUGCAUGAUAACCCCUGUACAUUUGUGAACUCAGCUCACCAGCUUUUCUAUCUGAUAUUUAAUGCAGCCAUGUUACAUGUAUCACAGUUAGCUAACUAUAGGUUUUGUGUAGACAAUAAGAUCAUAUCAUUUCAUAUGUACUAAUGGCGCUGCUUAAAGUUGUCUCACUUUCUGAGUGUGGGGGGAAUGAAUUUAUUUUCAGGAAAAGCAUUUUUGUUGAUCCAAACAAUAUAUAUUUGUUAAUAUUAGUCUCUGCACACAUAUACACACACACACACACACACACACACACACACACACACACACACACACACACACAUAACUGUAAAAGCAGUUGCAUUUCUGCACACUUGUAUAGUGGUGUGACAUUGUAGUAUUUUAACCCAUCGUGAGUGUGUUUUGCAGAGAAAAAUAUUUACAUGUUUGCACGUUCCAUGGAGUAUCACUGCCCAUGCUCUUUAUGCAGAGCUAUUUAAUGUUCUGUAUAUAUUUUCAAUUGAAUUUACUUUUCUUACUACAAAUCAGAGGCAUAUCUCACCAUGAAGCUGAUAGGAUAUGGUGACUAAAAAUCUACAGAUGUGAACAUUAGUCAUCAUUAUUUUAAUUAUUUAAAUCAUUUAAAUAAUACUUUCACAAAAGAAGGUAUCAUAAUAGCUGCUAGCAGUGAACAAAUUAAUUGAUGUUCAUCAUUAGAUCACUUUUGCAGUAGCUUUUAGCUGUGUGGGAAUUAUACUGACAAGGAUAGACAUCCAGCCAAGUCUAUAAAAGCUUUCAGCAUCUUCUUCAUACGCCGUGCAUCUACCCAAAAAGCGAGUGUGUUGAUAUAAGGAGGUAUUGGCAUGCCAAAAUUCAGAACUUUCUUGCUGUUGGUAUACUUAAUGAAAUGUGUCAUCAACUUGACAGCUUCAGUAUUUACAUUCGGCUUUCAUCUGUAGUUUUUGGGCUGAUAAUUGCUCUCUUAGGGGGCCUUCCUUUUUUUCUAUAGAAAAGUUAUUUCAACUGCUCCAUGUAUCUCUAAGGAAAGACAAAUGUGUAUGUUUUAAGCAACUAACUUAUAAAGACAACUACACGGCCUGCAUUUUCUGAGCAGGGGGAACAGUGUCAGGGCUUGUGAUGUUCUUUACACCUAGAAUAGCAAUAACUUGGCUGAAUUCUCUGAGACUUUUUUUUUUUUUUGAGAGCUGAUGUCUUAAAGAUUUGACUUUCAUAAUUAUGGCUUCUGACUCUUCUUCAAAGGAUCUCACACCUUCAUGUAAAGAAAAAGAAAAAAAUUAUCAAAUGAGGUUUCUGAAAAUACUCAUUCAUCUGUCCCUUUUAAGCUCUCUGGGACAGACAGUUCCACUGAGGUAAUUUCAUAACCCCAGGACCAUCAGUCUAAUUUACCUGGCCCCUCUGAUGAUUCUACAUAGGAAGCCGCUAAUGCCCAAUAACAGUGCAGGUCUAGUCAGAUUGGACUUCAGGCACUCUUAUCCUAGAAUGGAAGGGAGAACCUCACUUUAUUCUUACUGAGAGAGGAAGGAAUCCACCAGUCCUUAUGAGAAAAGAUGUCACCAAGUCAUUCAUGGAAAUCCAGAUGUCUGAGUCCUCUAAAACAAUCAGGCAAGAGACCCUUAAGAAAAAUGUCUGAGAAAAUUAAACAUUUGUUGCCCUCCCCCGUUUGUACACCUUCCAGUCUGAAGGGCUCCCAAGGUAAUAUGUAGAACCACUGAAAAAAAUCAUAAGUAAACAUGCUGCAAGAUUUCAGUUAGUAUUUCAGUAAGAAGAGUACCUACCUGUACAAUGUCAUAACAUCAUGUAGUAUAAUGUUGCUCUAGCGAAAAUAAUAUAGAAACAACAAUGUAUUUGCAGUACAUACUAUUGACGGACAUGGAGGAGAUGAGAAGAAGAAUAAAAAAGAAGGCUGGGUGGGAGAAACAAGGGGGAAGUGGACAGUUAUCACCUCCCCAAGUUCAGGAGACCUGGGCAGUACUACAGGAGUUUGAGAGCAUGUCAUUGGUAAGCUAGGUUGCACCCACCUGAUGAAGCACCAUGUAGACAAGGACCCAGCGGCCUAUCAAAUAAGCUCCUUAUAGUGUGCCUAAACAAGUUAAGCAGAUAUCAAGAGUGAAACUAGAGGAAAUGUUGGAUCUGAGGGUAAUCCAGCAGUCCAGUAGUUUACUUCUGUUUUAACAUGUCUUGUGACAAAAUAUAAGCAUAGACUGCUGAGAGGCAAUCUAUGGCUGGCUUACAAAGCAUCCUCUGACCCUGCUGUGAUGGACCUGUUGCAUCUGCAAAACAGAUAGCAUCAGAAUUAGAAAUAACAACUGAAGCACAUUCUAAACAUGCUUAGAAGCACAUGUUUAAUAAAAUAGACUUAGUGUCUCAGCCAAGAAGCCUUCCAAGAGUAAAAAAGCAGUGACACUGAAUCAUUUAAAUAUUAAAUCUAACCCAAUUAAACACUGAAUUAAAUAAUUAAUUAAAUAACAUAUUUCCAGUUGCACUUCUUGUUGAGACCAUAUGGUUCCAAAGUAUUAUAUUUUAGAAUAAAUAGAGUUUCUUUUUGUAAUAGCUUAGUCUUAACAUCAGCACAUUCACCUAAAACAAAGUUAACUUUUUCCAACACACAUCUCUUCAAGCAAUCUGGCUUAGUAUCAUCAAAGUCUGCAAAAUGUGCACGCAAUGGGCUACCUAAUUUUUUAUUUUUAAAGUCUCUAAUAUGUUCUUGAAACCAUAUUUUAAAAGGUCGACCUGUUUCAUUAAUAUAAAAUAACCCACAAGCACAUUUAAGUGCAUAUAUAACUUCUACAGUAUUACAUGUACAUUUACCAUUCAGAUAAAAUUUAAUACCAUUUAUAUCAGGAAAGUACCUUAUAACAUGUUUACAAAUAGAACAAUUAUUACAAGCAAAAGUGCCCAUUUUUUAAAUACAAUUUUAUUGAUUUUGAUUAUAACGAACAUAUAAGCAGUCACAUAGAAGUGUAUAAGAUAAUAUCAGUUACAAAUUUAAGAAUUAAUAAACAUUUAUCACAUUUAAAUAUGAAUAUAAAAUUAACAAAAUCAUAUAAACUAAAGUAUAUACAAAGACAUCUAGUAUUUGUACUUUAGAAUACACUGUAAUCCUCAGUUUGUAGCUUAUUUCACAGAUGAAAAGAGGAAAGUCAAUUGCAUUUAUGAAGGAGGUUCAUUCUUUUCCAACAUGUUUUGCACAUUAACUCACAAAUGAUGUUCAUAUGUUCUACUAGUUCUAGAAAUUGUAGUUUUUAUCUGUAGAUGACAUACAUUGUUUAAUGUAUUAGUAAACUCAGAAAAUGUAGGAGGAUUAAAAAGUACCCAUUUUUAAGGGAACAUUGUCAGGUAAAGUGGGUUCUGAUGGUAAGAAAUGAUUAUGUACCACCAUAUUAGCUAGAUUCCUACAUCUUUUAUAUGAUAUAUUUACAUGAUUCUGAAGUAUUCUUGCUAACCCUUUAUCCCUAAAUAACAUAGGCCAAUGAUAUUUCACUUCCUUGAUUACUUGCUCAGUCAAAACAUUAUAUGAUGUGACAAAAUACAUUUCUUUCCUAUUACUACUAUUUUUAUGCUGAUUCCUUAUAACAUUUACCUCUAAAGGCAAAUAAUAGAUAUUUUUACUAGAGGUAGGUGUACCAAAAUGUUUUUCAAAAACUUUUAGCCUAGAGUUCAGUACUACCUCCCUGUCAUAUCCUCUUCUAAUGAACAUAUCAGACAUAUACUGUAUUUCAGUCUCAAAAUUACUGUCUAGACUACAUCAUUUAUUAAUACAAAAAAAUUCAUUAUACAGUAACAUAGACAAAUGUGAAGGAUGGGAGCUCGUCCAUAAAGAAACAGAUUACCACUAUUCUGUUUUAUAUGUAUAGUUGUACAUAUACUUUAGCUUUUAAAUCAAUAUGUAAGAAAGUAACCUGCCUUCCUAUAUGUAUCCCAUCAAACUCUAGGUCAAAGUUAUUUAUCUGUAUAUCUUGUCUAAAAGGUCAAGCCUCAUCAAUGUUGCCAUCGCAUAGAAAAAUUAAGUCAUCAAUGUAUCUAAAAUACUUAACUACCUGUGUUUGAAAAAAGAAUGAUUAUGUAUGUAGUCAGUCUCAAACUUGGCCAUUACAAUAUUGACAUACAUGGGGCAAAAGCUGGCCCUGUAAUUGAUGAUACAUUUCUCCAUUGAAUACAAAAUAAUUGUUCUUGAGACAAAAAAACAAAAAGUUCUAUAAAAUAGUAUGACACAGGAGUGUCACCCAAGAAAUAGAACAAAGCUUGUAUUCCUACAUCAGGUUUGAUAUUAGUGUAAAGGCUUUUUACAUCUAAGCUCAACCAAUACAUCGUAUCUUUCCAAACAAUGCUCUUAAUGUUAUCUAAAAAUCCUGACUAUCCCUAAUAUAAGAAGGAAUCUUAAACACAUAUGGUUUUAAAAAUUCAUGUAAAAAUGCACAUAUUCUUUAAAAAGUAUUUUUGUGCAGCAACAGUAGGUCAGCCACUUAUAUUAUCAACAACCUUGUGUGUCUUAGGCAAACAAUAAAACAAUGCAAUGCAUGUAUUAGCAGUACUACAUUUUUUAUCUACAUCAAAUUUAGAAAAAUAUCCUAAACAUAAACCUUUUUUAAGCAAAACCAGAUAUCUUUCCAUAGCUGCAUAAUACCUAUUCACAUCACAUUUUUUAUAAACAUCAAAAUUAUUUAGAUGUGAGUAGCACAUCCCAGCAUACUGUACAUGAUUCAUAAUCACAAUCUGAUUUCCUUUAUCAGCUGGUUUACCACUACUCUCCUAUCUUCACAUAAUUUUAUAAAGGCACACCAUUGUUCUAUAUCUAAAUUAUACUGUAUGUUUGAUUUGUUUCUCAAGAACACAUCGAACAAACUUUCUACAUGAUAAUUUAAAACAGAAACAAAACUUUGAAUCUUUUCAUUUACAUAUGGUGAUAUGAACAUUGUCACAUUUAAUUUUGCUGUUAUCAAAACUACUUAUUGCAUUAUUUAAUUCAUCCACCAAACAUUCCUCAUCUGACACGCAAGAAUAAAAAGAUAUUUCAAUACUAUCAUCAACCUCUAUUAUCACAUCAUUAUUAUUUUGAAAUAGUCCAAAAGAUGUAGUUUCCUGCCAAGACGAAACAGUUCACAUUUAAGAACAUGUAGUCGUGGUAAUACUGUUGGGAUGAAUUUCAAACCCAAAUUCAGCACUGAAAUAACUACUUCUGAGAUGUCUGUGGUCAACAAAUUAAGUACUAAAGAAUCAGUUGAAGACAAAGUUUGUUUACAAUUACUAAAACCAUCUAGCCUUUUUUUUGUGCUUUUUUCCAGACCGAUUUCUAUCAGAAUUUUUCUUAUUCUGUCCCUAGUCAUUUUUACCCCUUUUCUUACCUGAUGUGAAUAUCCUGAGGAAAUUUCAUUCCGAAACCAUUUGUUGUGUUCCACUGGGUUCUGGGCUGCAGGCAGUGGUGGCUAGCCCUCCGUUUCACUAUCUCCUUCUGUAAUUGUCUCCAUUUCAUCAGACGUUUCAAAAGAAACAGAAGCAGUCUUAUGACCUUUGUUUCCCAAACGUGAUGACAUCAUUACAUUAGAUUUGCAUUUCCAUAGAAGAACUCUGUCGAAGUAUACUCUUUCAAGUCUCUAUUUAUCUUGUUCUUUUUUGUAUCCACCAGUUCCAUUUCAUAGUCUUGCAAUUUGUUGUUAAUCGCUGUUAACAGCCCAUCCACUUGUGAAGCAUUUAAUUGUUUGUGCAAUUCAGCACUAAUGGCAAGCACUUCUUCCUUAAUCCAUUUAUGUUUCAAUAGGUUUCUUUCAACCAAUAUACACAUCCAUGGAGCACUGGUGUUUUGCUGUUACCCAUCGCUUUUUAAAUUUAUCCUCCUCAUUAUGUGGGUCAAAAGGGGUAGUAGGGGUUUUAAAUGCUCUCAGUCCACGAGAAGUAAUGUUAAGUUCCAAAAAUGUUCAAGUGGACAUUAGUUUCUUUGAACAACAGGCUUUCCAAUUUAUCAUAUAAUUCCUGUAAUUCACCAGGAUGCAUCACAGUACCUAUUGAACCCAUGGAGAUGAAUGGAUUAUCAAAACGUUGAUUCCCUUCUGAUAUGUAUUUCUCCCAAACAUUAGUCAAAGCAUCUGUUGUUCUUGAAGCUCAUUCAUUCACUUGAAAUAUAUACUGUUCCAUUGAGAGUUGAGUGCCAUCUACAUUAUCCUCUCAAAAAAUUCAAGGUAUGUUGUUAGAUGGGUCUGUAGCCAUAAAAACCGUAAAUAAAAAAAACCACAGAAAAGAGAUAAAAUAAAAAUAACAACUGGCAAUGGACUUAGAAACACAGAAUCAUCAGAAUUACCCCAUCUAGGGACCUAAACCUUGUGUGCAACAUAAGUAGAACAUGUUGACAGGAUAGGUAUGCGUCUCAGAGACCACUCCUUCUGUGAAACAGGCUUCCUUUCCAUGUAAAGCAGAGUUCUUCUCUAUUUUCAGGUGUAACUUGGACCAUGAAUGGGAAAUGGGAAAUUUAACCCUUGUCUAACCACCCUUGCCCAAGCCUACAUAUACCCCUUAAAAUAAUCCUAGACUAGACUUAAAAUGGUCCCCUGAGUUUAUUAUCCAAAUAAUCACAUAUGAACCUAUAUUAUUUUAUUUUUUAAGACAAAGUAGUAGUAUGUAUUCCCAAUACCUAAUAUGAAUAAGUCUUAAGUCCAGUAAGCCAGCAGGUAGGGAGGGAGGAAGACAUGGAGUGAUAGGUGGGAAUUCCGCUGAGGGUCCCCUUUAAAAUGGUGAAAUUAGGCAUUCUGCAAAUGAAGAAAUAUUUUUCUCUGGUAUAAUUUCUAUGAUGAAAGAGUUCUUUAAGUUGGAAGGAAGGAGAAUUUGAGCCUCAAAAAAAAUAUUAUGAGUUGCUCAAUAUGGACUUCCCAAAGCCCUUAACUAUCCCUCCAGUUCUGGAAGCUUUGGAAGAUGCUUUCAGUGUUACUACUUAUUCUCUUAAUUCACACCCCAUUGCUUAAGGAAACUAGAGAUACUUUAUAAGGGCCAAACUCUCAUAAAUUUAUUUUAAGAAACUCUUUUGCUGACCCAGAUGUUAUUUCUGUGGAUAGGGACAGUGGUUCAAAACCCUUUUCUUCAUCUAACCCUUUCCCUAAUGAAAAAGAUAUCAGGGUCGUACACUGGUAUGGGAAGAUGGUUUAUGCAUAUUCCAUGUUGGCUUUUGGAGCUAUUAACUGGAAGAGACAAAUGGCAAAAUAUUUGCUUUCUAUCUUUGCUGCGUUGUAGCAGUCUUCUAUUAAUAGCCUGCAUACUUCAAAUACUAAAUCCAGUUUGUUAAAUAUGAUUAGUUCUGCACCUAAGUUACCAAGUACUCUCUAAAAUGUGUAUAUGAUGCUGUGGAUGCUGUUUCCAGAGCUCCUGUUACAGGAAUCGUGAUGCACAGGAAUGCCUAAUCAGAUGCAAGAAUUUCCAAAAUCUGUUAAGACCUGUAUUUUAAAUGCCUUCGGAAGAAAAACUAACUUUUUGGGAAUGUUUCCGCUGAAGUACGUAAAAAGAUAGAGGAGAGAAGAAAACAGAUGUGUGGUGUCAAUAACUCUUUAUGUCCCUUGCCUCUAAGUACCAAAGGAAUUAACCUUCCAGUCUUGGCCUUUCUUUUGUAAACCCCUGCCUUUACAAGAAUUGAGGCAGUGAUUUGACCCAAUCAUUUUUGUGAAUACCCUUUGUAAAUAGGUUUGUAUUUUUUUCUCUCUCUCCCUUUUUGUUUAUUUCUUCGAUGCUCAUAUCUCUUUUUCUCCAAUCCUAAGUUAAACAUCAGUCCAAAUGCAUUUAUUACUAAUUUAUUUAAUGUAUUGUGAUUUUAAUUAAUACUUCACCCAUCAAUAUUAUUAGUUAUGUUUUUUCUUUCAGUCUUUUUAUGUAUUUGUACAUUGUAAUCCAUGGUUUUGUAUAAUCUUCUUAAGAUAUUGUACAAUGUUUCUUUUUUUUUUGGAAAUUUUCUACUUGGACCUUCACUGAAUAGGGUCUUGCAAGGCCAGUCAAAUGCAAUAAUUGACAUAUAAAUAAAAAUAAAAACAGAAAACGUCUACACCUUCUUUCACAAAAACUUUUCUUUCAUAAGAAAAAUGCUAACUACCUUGAACCUCUUCCCUCCCCACCUCAGCCACCAGGUAAUAUUUCCCACUUUUUACAUUUCUGGAGAGAAAUGACAUCAGAUACUUAGCUACUGAAAAUAAUUCAACACCCCUGUGAUUUUCAGUGGUUAGCUCUUCUACUUCAGUCAGGGAUUCCUCUGCCCCAAAUAACCAAACUCGCUUUUCCCCAAGUUCUAAUAGAUGUGUUGUCCCAAGAAGCAGUCAAACUUAUUCCUCCUUCCUAAUAGGGAAAAGGCUUCUAUUCAAGGAGUUUUCUAGAACCCAAGAAUGAAGGCAGCUGGACAAUUUUAGACUUUUCAGUCUUAAAUACCUUUCUCCUAGUCCCAAAGUUCAAAAUGUUAAAUCUGCAGACUGUUUUUCCUCUUACCCCUGCCCCCCUGACCUACUUUGCCACUCUGGACCUAAAGGGUGCUUGUCUUCACAUCCCAGUUGACAAAGACCACAGAUGUUAUCUAAGAUACGAUGCUUUGAGGUUGCACUUUCAGUUUAUAUCAGUUUGCAUCUUCGCCCUUUGGUCUCCCUAAUGCUCCAAGGAUAUUCACAGAAUGAUUGGCUGAACUCAUUGCCUCAGUUCCUAAAUCUAGCUCACUUGAGCAGUUUCUUAGCUAGAGCAUUCCUCAGUAUUCUUGGUCAUGUAGCUUUAUACAGCCUUAUGCUUCCUUUAGCCAGAUUUCACGUGAGGAAAAUUCAGUGGUUUCUCAAAUCUUUUGGGAUCCAGUACCAACAUUCUUUGUCUUUCUCCAUUCCUAGGCUUCAUCAAGUCCAAAAGAAUCCAUGUCUCCCUCUUUCUCACCUCUUUCCUAUUCAGUCAGUCAUAACAGAACCUUGUAUUUUGCAUAGGAGGGUGCAUUUGUCAAGCUAUAAAAAUCCGGGACAUGCAGGAGCUUCAUUUCAGCAUAAACAAAUAAACAUCAGAGAAAUUAUAGCCCUGAUAAAGCUAAUCAAAGCAAUGCAUCAGCUGUGGAUACCAGGACCACUGUUAGUUAUAAGAGACAUCACAACAUUUUAUGUGGUACAUAAACAAACAAGGAGGAACAAGGUCCUUCUCCCUGUGCAGACUAGCCAUGAUAGUCUGGAAGUGGGCAUCUCACUGCAGUCUCUCUCUACAAGCAACUUAUAUUCUGUCAGACCAGAACACAGUAGCAAACUCACUGAGCAGAUCCAGGACAGACCCUCAUUAGGGGAUUUUACACCUAGAGAUCUUCCAACAGAUUUUACACCUAUAGGGAAUGCCCCAAGUAGAUCUGUUUGCUUGAUAUCACAGCAGACAGUUAAAAUAGGCCUGGAAAACAGAUGCCUUUUCUUUCCCAUGCACUUAUAUGUUCCUUUAUGCCUUCCCCCUUUCGUCUGAUACCCCAGUCAUACUAAAGAUAAAGAAGGAGUUUCCAAAGAUACUUCUUGUGAACCCCUUUUGAUCCUGGCAUUGAUCCUGGCAACUUUUUUCUCCCUUCUCAUGCCCUUAGCCAGGGCCAACAACCAAAACAUUCCUCACAGAGUGGAACUCACACAGGACAAGGGAUCCCUCAUACACUCUAACAUUCUCAACCUCAAUCCAACUGUAUGAAUUGUAGGUUUUUGAUCCACUUUUGACACCUCCUGUCAGUGACCAUUCAGCAGGUUUUAAAAAGUAACAGGAAAUCAUAUAUAGUCAUAUGGAAGAGAUUUUCUAGUUGGUGCCUUGAUAGAGACCAGGCUCCAACCCAUGUAGGGGCUCUGGGUGGUUCUCCAGUACCUUCGUGAAUUGCUCAAAUCAGCCCUGUCUUACUAUUUAAUCAAAGUGCAUCUUUCAGCCAUUUCUGCUUGUCUGCCUUUGGAGCUGAAACCCCUUUGCUCUCCAUUCCAAGUCAAACAUUUCUUAUAGGUUCAUAGCUAGAUACUAGGUCAUCAGUCUGCAGAAUAUUUACAAGUUUAGACAAUAAACAGAAUCAAACCCUGUACCUUGUAUCUAUGAGGUAAAGACCGUGACCAUUAUGCAAACCACUACACCUUGAAAGGGGGUUUGCAUAUUAGACCAUCUAAAAACAGAGAUCUAUUUCCUGGGAUCUUAAUUUUGGGUUGGAGAAGCUUACCCUGUCACCCUUUGAACCAGACUGCUUCAUUUAUUUCUCGGAUUUCAAGCAGAUGAGUAUCUGAGAUGUAAGCCCUGAUGUCUUGUCAACUCUUGGAUUUUCCAUAUGGACAGCAUGAAUCUUAAAACCAGUCCUACCUUCAUUGCCAAAGUUUUUUCUGAGUUUACCUUGAACCAAGCUAUUCAUAUCUCUGUGUUCGUCCCUGAGCUUAAAAGCAGUGGAGAGAGAGAGAGAGAGAAUUCUUUAUACCUUAUAUGUCUGCAUGCAACUCAGAUAUUACCAGGACAAGACUACAGAUUUCAGAAUGUUGAACCAACUUUUUAUUUCCUUUGAUGGUGAGGAUAAAGGGACAGCCCAUUUCCAAACAAAAGGUCCCUCUUAGAAUUUUAAGGCUCACUCUACCAAAUUUAUAACUAAUUCUGGGUCAUUUGGAAUGGGGUGGACUCUAUUCUAGAGGCAGCUACUUGGUCAUCAGUACAUACUUUCUCUAAACACUCUAAAACUGUCUUGUUUCCCAGACCUGAAAUAAGUUUUUACUAAAGAUAUUCUCCAUGAUUUGCUGGAAUCUGACCCGUUUCCUCCUCCAUUGCUUCCUAAACUUUGGCAAUCGUCCCUUAUAGCUAGAAGCUACUGCAUCUGUGAGCUAAUGAUGAACAUAGUACAGUUGUGAAAGCUAACUUGCUGUAAGAGUACAUGUCUGAAAAAGCAACUGUUGCUAUUCCCUUGGCCAGGGUAGGGUCCAUGUCACAUUUUCCUACUUCACUUAUUUAUCUAGAGCGUUAGGCCUCAGGCUGGCUCUGAAUUGUUGGUGUUUCUAUAUUUCCUUCUGAAAUCAACAUGCUCAUGUGCUCUGGGUAGAAGCACAGUAGGAAAACAUGGCAUCCCAAGCUUUUGUAGACUGGUUGGACUUCAUCUUUGGCAGGAUAUAUCUCCUAUAGCUAAAUGCUGAGGCAAUGGUCAUCUGUUUAAAGAUUUGCUGCCAUGGGAAGUUAACUUACACAACUAUACUUUCCUCAACAUCCGUAUGUUUUGUAUGUGUAUAAGGUUAGUCAAUACACAUGUAAUUUAUCUUCACUGCCCUUGAUUUUUGCAAUAAUUAUGCAUAAUGCAUCAAGUAUUGUAAGUGAAUAUGCACAGAAUUCAUUCAGAUCAUAGUUUUUUGACAAUAUAACACAAUUUGUAUAUGGUUAUUACAACAUUUUGGUACGAUUAUUACUAAUAAAAUGUUUAUUUUACU
Messenger RNA from Protopterus annectens (West African lungfish), 12496 nucleotides. RefSeq lists its product as uncharacterized. The coding region runs from base 9636 to 10541 and encodes 301 amino acids. NCBI's taxonomy places the organism in Eukaryota, Metazoa, Chordata, Ceratodontiformes, Protopteridae. The transcript is spliced from 2 exons. The record is from RefSeq and is a predicted model, not a curated record.